UAUUUGCCGUCAGAGUAAAGUUGUACAGUCAAAACCAGAGAAGAGAUUCAAUAAGAAUAACGUCGUGUUAAAUCACCUUAUUAAGUCGACAUGGAUGUUGUGUGUUUCUCCUUUGACUGUACCUUCAAUGAUGAUGGAAGUUCGAACUGUAAACAAUCUACGACGCCAACAUCUACAGUAAAAUCAACUUCAUCACGCCCAUCUUCACAGAAACCUUCGGUUGUAACUUCACAGAAACCUUCCAUUGUAACGUCACAGAAACCUUCGGUUGUAACGUCACAGAAACCUUCCAUUGUAACGUCACAGAAACCUUCCAUUGUAACGUCACAGAAACCUUCCAUUGUAACGUCACAGAAACCUUCCGUUGUAACGUCACAGAAACCUUCGGUUGUAACUACAUCAGUACCAAAACUAUCUCCUGGCAAGCCAUCUUCGACGCCAAUAUCUACAGGGAGACCUACUUCGUCACACCAAUCUUCUCAGAAACCUAUAGUGACGACUACAUCUAAAAGUUCUAUAUCAACCGUGACGUUAACACAUAUAGUAACUACUCCUAUGGUCGUUACAACCACCGCCAACAGCAGUCGACUGUCAGAUCCCCCAUUGCCUCAUAAAGUGACAUCACAUCCGCCCAUUAACUCUGCUGGUGGAAAGUCAAUCUACAUACCGUGUUUGGUGGUGGGUUGUGUAGUAGUCUUCCUCUUCGUCAGUAUUGGUAUGAUACGUCGGCAUAGAAACCGAAGACGAAGGUCGGACGACAGACAACCGUUGAAUUCUGAAGCCGAAUGUGACCUGACUUUUGAAGAUCCUCCAUUCCAAUUUAACGUACAGACAAGUUUUGUCCAACCAUUAACAGGACACGGUGACCCCAGAUUUUCAAUCGACGAUAACAGUGACAAAGAAGACAAUGACGCUAAACGUCUUGGUUUUCAUUAUUUAAGUUCGAACGAUAGUGAUGAUUUGGAAACAUCACCACAAAUUGAUUGUGAUGAAGUCGUAUUUGACGCAAGCACUGUCCUUCAAAAACAACGAAAACAUGGUGGCAAUAACUCAGGAGUUGUUUGAAUACUUGGCCGAUUGUGUAAUACAUAAUUUGACCAUAAAAAGGAUGUUAAUAAAAUCUUACCAGGACAUAGUUCUUAACCGUGGCGCUUGUUUCGGAUAUAGAAUAACCGAUUUUAGAUACUUGUUGGAAUCGUUUCUGGCUACAACAAGUUUGUUUUGAAGGAUAACUAUGUGCAUUGGUUCGAUAUUAUGUUUUUAUCCCAUUGUAACUUAAAAUACAUUGUGCAAGAGUGACGUCAGAAACAACAAUGACAAAGCGUUCUAGAUUCAUCUCUCACACCAUUGAAUUGAAGUCUGUAUUUUGAAUUAUCUUUGAUUAAACAGACUUUACUUAAUGCAGGUCGGUGAAGACUAGUUAAUAUUCGUCAUAAUGAACUCAUCGGAAAUAUUUAUUUCCUUGUGUAAUCUUGAUGUUUUUAUUGUGCUGAUAAGUGGGCCCUGUGGUUUCGUCGUCAUUACUUUAGUUCUCAUUUAUAUUGCAGCUGUCGCCAUUGAGCGCAAAACACUUACCCGGAAAUCCUGGUCUUAUUUUCCUGGUAUUUUGUUCAUGUUAAUAUUUUUGUGCAUAUUCUGCAUUAUUGCCAUAGUAUUUAGUUCCAAUUACGAUUUCGUUGGUUGUCACUUCAGAACUCCCUUAUUGUGCUUUUACCUUAUUAUGUUAUCAAAUUACUUUAUUCAGAUCACACGAUUAGGUUAUUCAUAAUAAUAAGAAAACGAUGAUUUAAAAUUCAUGUUCCUCUGGGCUAACUGAGCUACUUGGCAGUUUUGUAAGCUAGUGCUACAAUUAUAUCCAAAACGCAAUUAAGGGGAGGUAACUUCGGUUUUGGUGUUUUGCCUACAUAGGGACAGAGAUCCUUUGAAUUUACUGCUGUUUUUGUCUUUGUCGAAGAACCAAAUAGUCACUUAAUGCUUCUGUGUUGCUAUUGGUGCAAUUCAUUACCAAUUUGUAAGGGUUUUAUCCAAGAAAUAUUUAUGAA
Messenger RNA from Mizuhopecten yessoensis (Yesso scallop), 2042 nucleotides. RefSeq names its product protein EVI2B-like. Bases 91 to 1065 code for a protein of 324 amino acids. NCBI's taxonomy places the organism in Eukaryota, Metazoa, Mollusca, Bivalvia, Pectinida, Pectinidae. The transcript is spliced from 4 exons. The record is from RefSeq and is a predicted model, not a curated record.